Messenger RNA from Echinococcus granulosus, 327 nucleotides. RefSeq lists its product as hypothetical. Lineage: Eukaryota; Metazoa; Platyhelminthes; Cestoda; Cyclophyllidea; Taeniidae. The transcript is spliced from 3 exons. Bases 1 to 327 code for a protein of 108 amino acids. The record is from RefSeq and is a predicted model, not a curated record.
AUGAGCGUUCAUAAAACAAUGUCAACUGGCUAUCCGUUUACCCUAAUAGAAAUAGAUGUCCUUGCAUCAGGUAUCACAUGCAGCAAAAAUAAUUUAUUGACCCUUGCUGUCAAACCAAAUCCAUGUGUCAAUGAUAAAGUAGAUGGAGAGGCAAAUCAACCAUCUACACAGAGUGUUCAUUUAACCCUACACAGGGUUUGUCUUACACAUGGAUGCUUUGUACCAAUGACACAUUCAUUUGUUCUGAAGAAUGAUGGGAACGGUGAUGAUGUUCAGGCACAAUUAAAUUACAAAUUUCAUCAGUCAUUUCAAUGUUGCAAGAAAUGA